Prunus armeniaca (apricot) is the source of this 1661-nucleotide messenger RNA. Lineage: Eukaryota; Viridiplantae; Streptophyta; Magnoliopsida; Rosales; Rosaceae. The record is from the annotation of a GenBank genome assembly.
ACCAAAGUAAGGACUCAGGCUCGAAAACAAAUGGAGGUAAGGAGCUUGGAAUGGUAACUCCUCAAGACAAGUCCUUGAAGAAGAUGAAGUUUGUUUCAUCUGCUGAGACAGAACCAGCCAGCACGACAAUAAUUUCUAAGGAUUCAAAGUCAGGUCGAGGUAUGAGCACAAUGCCUCGUGUUGUGAAGAGAAAAUUUCAGAAAAUCAAGCCAGUUGUUCAGUACAAUAAAAGAGGGAAAGGAUGUGGCCCUGCACAUACUGAGAUGCAGUCCUACAUUGGUGUGUUGGCACACUCCAGAGUCCCACUUGUGGACAAGAAAUGGGCUGAAAUCCCCAAGGAUAUAAAGGAGCAGAUUUGGGAAGCUGUUGACAUGGUUUUUGUGAUUAGGGAGAAACUUGAGUACAAACAUCGAUUGUCUCGAAAAGGAUAUGCUGGUUUGGAGGAUCAAUUGGAGGAAACCAUGCCUGGGGAUGAAUUGCAAAAACAAGUCUUUGAAGGCAGUGUCAGUGUAUCUGGCAGUAAUGAUGUGUUAACCAUGGCUUUGGGUCCCGAGCAUCCAGGUAGAGUAAGAGGGGUAGGUGGUGGGAUUUCCCCUAGGCAAUACUUCAAUUUACCUAGACAACAGAGGAUAAAGUUUGCUGAUCAAUUAAAGGAAAGUUUAAGAAUUGUCCUUCAAGAAGAGACUAAGAAGAUGGAAGCUAGAUCAAGGGAAGAGACUUUAAGGAUGGAGGCUAAAACCAAGCAAUUGGUACAGGCUGAGAGGGAACAUUUACUAAGUCAGCUUUCCCAACUCAUCCCCAAUUUUGAUCCAAGCAUGUUUAAACCAAAAACUAGCCCCUGUCUAGAGCAAAGUCCCAAAAAUCCAAUGUCUGACAAAGCAAGCUGCUCUGGGGGAGAUGGGAGAUCCCUACAUUUUGAGAAUGAUACUGCCAAAAAUGGGGAAAAGCAGGAAGAAAUGGGUAUUGAAGUAGUUGAUUAUUCAAAGGUGGAGGUGUCAUCUUCCUUACAAUCCCUUUGUCGUUAUGUGGAAACCACACUAACGCCUCAGGAGAAGAUCAUGACCUUUACAAUUGAGAAGGAGGUGUUUGGUGCAGAUCGCAGUACCUUCGUCUUGCCUGAAGAUAUUACACAGUUAGCAGGCAUGGAAGAAAUUGGGGCUACUGUGCUUGUAGUAUAUAUGAGGUGCUUAUAUGAUCAUUUGAAAGAAGCAAAUAUGUUCAACAUGGUUGGCUUUAUCGACCCUGCUCAAAAGACAGAUGGUGAACAGAUUUUCAUGAUGCCUUACAAUCCAGGCCGUCAUUGGGCCUUGUUGAUUGUGAGAGCAAAGAAGGAAACUGUCUAUUUUCUGGAUCCUCUGACCGAAAAUCGUGUGGUUGAUGAGGAGGCCAAAAACAUGGUGAACAGUGCUGUAAAAAUUUAUAAUUCCCACAUAGGCAGACAAGGCCGCAAAGCACCCAUUUGGAAAACUCUGCCAGGCACACCAAAGCAACCCAGCGGUGUCGAAUGCGGGUAUUAUGUCAUGCGCUUCAUGAGAGACAUUAUCAUGGAUCCUUCCUUGGAGUUUGAGAAGAUGGGAAAAGAGCAAGCGCCAUACCCCCAAGCAACCAUUGAUGAAGUCAAGAAUGAAUGGGCAGAGUUUGUUUGCCUUCAUAUGGAGUAG